This is a messenger RNA of Acytostelium subglobosum LB1, 1533 nucleotides long. RefSeq lists its product as hypothetical. The transcript is spliced from 3 exons. Lineage: Eukaryota; Evosea; Eumycetozoa; Acytosteliales; Acytosteliaceae. The annotation marks the transcript as partial. The record is from RefSeq and is a predicted model, not a curated record.
AUGUAUCCACACAACAUAACAAUCAUAUUGAUCAUGUUGGCAUGUGCUCAGUUGACCAGGCCAUGUCCAACUUACCCUCAGCCAACAUACUUGGACCAAUCAGACAGCUUGUUGAUCAAGACUUACCAGGCUGUAGAUGAUAUGAUACAGUCCAAGAUGGAACAAUAUGGCAUACCAAGCUUUGUAGCCUCUGUUGUCUAUGGUGAUGAGAUUGUGUGGUCCAAGGCAUACGGCCUGCUCAACCCUGCCAACCCUCAAUCAUCGCCACCACUCACACUAGACAGCGGCCUUCGCAUUGCCAGUGUAACCAAGUUGUUCACCGAUCUGAUGAUGUACCAACUGCGAGACGCCCACAUCAUUGACUCCAUCGACGACCCUCUCAGCAAGUAUCUCACCAACUUUAGCGUGAACAACCCUUAUGUUGCUACGAGCAAACGGCCAAUCACACUUCGUCAACUGAGCAGUCAUCAAUCAGGCUUGGCACGUGAGAUACCUUGUAGUCAAAUGACUGAUCCUGUCGAGUGUAGUCUACAGGCGGUACUAUCCCGAGUGGCACGACAAUACCUCGUAGUACCACAAUACUCAAUCACACAUUAUAGCAACUUGGGAGUGUCCUUGCUUGGACAUGCAUUGGAGAGCGCGAUCAACGAUGGUGAUGACCGAUCAUACGAGAAGUAUGUCACUCAAUCAAUUUUGGAACCAUUGGGUAUGAUCAACAGUACAUUUGAUUACCAAGAUUAUGCUUCUGAUCAGUUGGCAAUUGGUGUGAACAAGUUGCCAAAUGGGUCGUACCAAGCCAUCGCUCCAUCAAACAAUGGAUGGGGCAAUCCAUCUGGCGGUCUCUAUUCGACCGCCCGCGACAUGUCACGGUUCAUGUCAUUUUGGCUCACGCAAUACUCAUCAGUCCUGGACCCUGCCACAGUCAAUGAGGCGAUGGAACCAGUGUCAGUGGUUAGCAAUGGCGCGAUGGCCUAUGGCACACCAUUCGAGAUGUAUUAUGACACGAACAAUGAAGUAUGGUUACAUUGUAAACUUGGAAUAUUGAAUGGAUUCCGUGCACAGGUGGCCAUGGCACGACCUUUUAAACUUGGUGUAUUCUUUGCCGCCAUGAUGAACUUUGACACAACAGAUGUAUUCACACAAGAGGCACUUGAUAUCCUAUUACCAACAUAUCAAUACUUAUUGGAACAACAACAACAUCAAGAUCAAUCAAUAAUUAUACCAAAUUCAAACAUAUUUAUUGUAUAUGGAGAUGGACUUGGACACCUUUUUGCCAUACUCAAUGGAGCCGCACCAUUGUACAACCUGACAACAUUUCAAGUGCCCGCAUCAAACUUCAUGGACAUGGACAUGUACAUUGAUAUUGACAUGGACACAUCAUAUAUACUAAGACUAAUGAUUUCCAAUCCUGAUGAUCAGAUAUGUAAGAACAUUGUUGAUGGUGAGGAUUAUGAGUUGAUAUACUUCACUCCUGAUCCAAAUAAUAAUAAUCAAUGUUCAAGUGUAUUUGUCAUGGGACAAGAUAUGCUAAGG